AUGACCUGUAUUAGUGAAGGCGUCCGCUGUGAUGAAUCAGGCUCUCUCAUAGCGAAGCCCUGUACCGAGAAAGAAAUUCUGUUCUAUGAAUCAGGUGCCAAUCACCCGGCGUUUCAGAGAUACAUGCCUACGUUUAUCGGUUCACUGCGCGCUGGUGCUCCCAAGGAGGCCCUUGAUAUAUCGAAUGCGGAUGCAGAUGCACCACUAGUUAUUACUUCAGCAGAGGCACCCGUGGAGAGGACUUCCUUGCCUAUGGAAUUGGCGACAGAGACAGAUAGCAUCUCCAUCACCAGGCCAGCGAAGCAACCAGAUCAGCCAUGGGUUCCGUCUGGCGGUAAGAAGCUUGAUACCGGGCUGUCAAUCGUUCUGGAGAACAUUACGGAUGGCUUUGUACGGCCAAACGUGUUGGAUGUCAAACUUGGUGCAAGGCUCUGGGACGAUGACGCUGUUCCUGAUAAAAGAAAGAAACUCGACCAGGUGUCGGCUGAGACGACAAGCGGGAGCUUAGGCUUCCGUAUUGCCGGAAUGAAGACAUGGGUUGGGGGAGACACACGGUCUGGAGCUGACAUUGAUGUCACCGCACAACAUCUUGCUUCAACAGCCAGUGAAACCAUCAAGUCCAAGGCUAAAGUAGUCGAGUCUGAGGGCUAUCUUCGUUUCGAUAAGUGGUAUGGACGAGGCUUUGAUGAGCAUAACGUCCAUCAGGGCUUCAAGACCUUCCUCGCCUCCGCUAAGGCCGGAACUGUCGACCGAUCUGCUUUUAUAGCGGAGAGGAUUGCAACUGAGUUACGAGCGAUGCAAUCGGUUUUGGAGUCAGAGGAGAGCCGCAUGUACUCAGCCAGUGUUCUGAUAGUCUAUGAGGGGGACCCCGAAACGUUCGAGAAGGCCCUCGAGCUUGAGCGUGAGCAAGCCAACAAGCCUGAAGACCUAUCCACUCGGACUACGGGUCAUGGAGGGGACACUGAUGAGGAGGCAGAAGAGGAGGAUGAGGAUGAAGAAGAGCUCCCAAAAGUCCAUGAUAUCCGGCUUAUCGACUUUGCACAUGCCAGUUGGACGCCUGGACAAGGCCCAGAUGAGAACCUUCUGAGAGGGUUGAGAAAUGUUGCGAAGAUCAUGGAAGACCUAUCCAAGGUUUCCAACUAG
Trichophyton rubrum CBS 118892 is the source of this 1143-nucleotide messenger RNA. RefSeq lists its product as uncharacterized. Gene Ontology annotation, biological process: inositol phosphate biosynthetic process; phosphatidylinositol phosphate biosynthetic process. Lineage: Eukaryota; Fungi; Ascomycota; Eurotiomycetes; Onygenales; Arthrodermataceae. The coding region runs from base 1 to 1143 and encodes 380 amino acids. Gene Ontology annotation, cellular component: nucleus; cytoplasm. Gene Ontology annotation, molecular function: inositol hexakisphosphate kinase activity; inositol-1,4,5,6-tetrakisphosphate 3-kinase activity. The record is from RefSeq and is a predicted model, not a curated record. The transcript has a single exon.